CACAUCGAAAGAAAAAAGUUGAAGAUACAUCAACACCAGCUUACCGACAAAAACCAAAAACAAUAAUCAAAGCUCAAACUUCAGAAAACCCAACUAUAAACACGAAAAAUAAGAACAUUUGUAAAAACUCUCUGUUAGAUCGGUGGUUUAAUAAUCAAUAUAGCGACGAUUCACUUGAUGAAUCGAAAGAUAAUUUAUUUUCAAAAUUUCAACGAAAAUUUCAGCAAGGAACAAAAAAAGAACAUGAAUUACGAGAAGAUUAUGAAUCUCGAAUUCGAAGUAAAGCGCUUGAUGAUGACGGUAGUGAUAGUUCUAUUAGAGGGGACGAAUUAAUUAAAAGUGUAAAAGGUAAAAAUGGAGAAAGACGUAACACAAAAUCUAAAGGGAAGCAACGCGCGGAUUCUAUACCAGAAAAUUCUACUACAGCUGGUUUUGCCAUAAGAUAUCCAGUUCGCACAACAAGAAGUAGAAGAUGUAGUGAUUAUGUAACUACCGAUCAAGAAUUUGCAGAAAUAUUACAAAAACUUGGUGCAGAAGACCAAAAACAGGGACAAGAACAACAACGGGGAGAAUCAUCACGUGCCCGUAUCCCUCCACUACAAAUUGAUGUUAGUGGACAAAAAGCAAGUAAUUUUGUGGACAAUUCAGGUCGUGUAUUCGAUCCGGUAGAAUUUUACGGACACAAUACCCCGUUAGGUUCAAAUUGGACGGAAGACGAGCAAAACCAAUUUGAAGAGUUGUUUAAGAUGACGCCAAAAGAUUUUAAUAAAAUAGCAGAUAAAAUGGCACAUAAAACAGCCGGCGAUUGCGCCAUAUUUUAUAAGCAUCUAAAAACUGCCAGAACUAAAUCUGGAGAUGUAGACGAAAAAAAGAGAGAAAUUUAUAAUCGUCUUCAUGAUAUGAAAGUAAAGCCUAAGAAGAGAGGACAAAAACGAGCGGUGAGAGGACGGAAUCGUUCAAAUUUUUCGAGUAAUCAAGUUCCGUCACCAACACGUGCCAUAGAUACAAUCGAACAAUCUAUUGUUGGAGACAUGGAAUCGGCCGAGAAGCUGGAUGUUUCAUUACAAUUACAAAGACCUAAGUUAGAAGGUUCACCAUCGGAAAUUACAAAAGAAACAUCAAUUAAUCAUAUUCUUGACCAAGAAGUUGGACAAGCAGCACUAGCACUAACGUUAAUGUCAAGACAAUUUCCUAUAGAAAGUACAGAAAAAUCGUCCGAACAAGCGUUACCAAAGGCUAAAACCUUGACAUUUAAUAAAACUGAAGGACAUGCAGCACAAAGUUAUAAUGACUUUCGUUCAAGGCACAUUCAAACAGAUGGAUGUCAAUCAACACUUUCAAUAGGAUCAUUAUUAAACCCAUCAGAUGAAAUGGAUCCGUCCUCGUUUAUGAGCUGGUUCGAUAGCCUGGAAGAUGAAGAACAAAGCUAUUUAUUAGUGAUUAACUUUACUAAUGAAUCUACUGAUUUUGUUGUUACCGUGCCAAAAAAAUAUAAGAUACCCGUGGCCAAUGUUGUCAUGGGACAGUGA
This is a messenger RNA of Racocetra fulgida, 1529 nucleotides long. The record is from the annotation of a GenBank genome assembly. NCBI's taxonomy places the organism in Eukaryota, Fungi, Glomeromycota, Glomeromycetes, Diversisporales, Gigasporaceae.